AUGGCUGGUGUCUACCGCGAGGAGCGUCGGAGGCUUCCGCGACCGGGCGAUGACCUCCCCGAGACGCUGUGGGCGGACGCCACCGUGCUGGUUCCACUGAUACGCGAGCAGGCGCGCGGCGAUCGCUUCUACGGCAACUUCAUGCGGUCGCUCGCGCCCGCCGUCGAGAAGGAGGCUAGGGGCACGGCGGUGACGCGCGAGCUGGCGGGGUCCAGGGGCGCGGGCAAGUACGUGGCACACCUGAUGGGCGGCCGGGUAAGGCAGCUCGACGGCUCCGCCGCGGGAUCCGACAGCGAAGAAUCGGAAGACGAGGAGGAGGAUGAGGAGGAGUACGACGACACGCCCAGAGCCAGGCGUUCGGAGGGCGGCGGGGGAUUCGAGGACGCCGAGACGACCGCGCGUAAACGGGCCCGGAGGGUGAACGUGAUGUCGGGCCUCGCGCCGGGAGGUAAGCGCAUGCCCUCGUACUCCGAGCACGAGGAGCAGCUCAUGUACCGGGGACGCGCCAUGGGCCUCUCGUGGGAUGACGUCGGCACGAUCCUGCCCCGACGCACGAAGCGCUCGAUCUCCAAGUUUUACUACGGCACGCUGAAGAAGAAGAUGGGCGGGGACCCGAGUGCCGUGCCCAACUUUCACGACGCGGAGAGGCGCGCGAUGAGAACCGCGUGCGGCGAGGCGCAGGCGCGAGGCGAGGACCUGGACUACGCGCUCGUGGCGGAGGCGGCGAACGAGGCGAGGCGAGAGCUCGUCGACGAACCCGGUCUCGCGAAUUGUGCGCCGAGAAACGCGGUAGACGCCGAGAUCUUCUGCAGGCUGCACAUGGGGGUGAAACACGACGGGGACGGGGACGGGGACGGGGACGGGGACGGGGACGACGACGAGAUGGAGGAUGAGGACGCGGGAGACGACGACGUGCGAGGAAAGACGCAUUACGGAAGAGGCGUGGGCAGAGCCGCGGGUCUGUGGCAGGAUUGGGAGCAGGAGGCCAUCUACCGCAUGCGCCGGACGGGUCAGGCGUGGGAGGACAUCAACACCGCGGUGCCCGAGCGGACGCUGCCGGCGAUCAAGAAGUUGUGGUACACGAAACUCUGUAAGAAGUCGCCGGAGGAGAUGGGGCUGCCCGCGGAUUUGCCAAACGCGGAGGAGGACGCUAAGAAGAAGGAUGUUGAAGACGAGGAGGAGGAGGACGACGAGGAGGGUGAUGAGGGUGACGACGACGACGACGACGACGACGACGUCCCCCUGACGUCUCUGCUCUGA
Micromonas commoda is the source of this 1260-nucleotide messenger RNA. RefSeq lists its product with no specific name. NCBI's taxonomy places the organism in Eukaryota, Viridiplantae, Chlorophyta, Mamiellophyceae, Mamiellales, Mamiellaceae. The coding region runs from base 1 to 1260 and encodes 419 amino acids. The transcript has a single exon. The record is from RefSeq and is a predicted model, not a curated record.